AUGGAUAUUAGUAAUUAUACGUGGGUUAAUUCAUUUGAAAUUACAAAUGCAAAUGUAACGAAUUCUGAUCAAUUAUCAACACCACAAUUAUCGCCAACUAUUAUUGUUACAAAUAACUCUAAUAAUAUAUUAAUGAAGAAACAUACUUUACCUGGAAAUGUUGUUGAGCAUAAUAGUAUUAUACUUUUAAUAUUUAAUUAA
Molecule: messenger RNA, 201 nt
Organism: Funneliformis mosseae
Lineage: Eukaryota; Fungi; Glomeromycota; Glomeromycetes; Glomerales; Glomeraceae
Source: the annotation of a GenBank genome assembly